AUGGGCCGGCGGAGUCUCGUAGUCAUUAUUGUCGCCGUCGCCCUCAGGCUGGUUUUGUUCGCGGCCUUUCCAUCACUGCCGGAUCUACUAACCAACCGCGUCGAGAUCUCAACACCCGUUACAAGCUUCAAGCGACUGCAGGAGGGCCUGUUUCUCUACACCCAUGGAGUGUCGCCAUAUGAUGGCGGAGUUUUCCAUCAAGCUCCGCUACUGCUCGCGUUCUUCACUACUCUCCCGUCCUCCGCGACAGCUACAAACCUCAUUUAUAUACUACUAGAUGUCUUCUCAGCAUACGCCCUCAUUAAUAUUUCCACCUCCGGCAUCUCUGUCGCAACAUCAAAUCGCAAGGAUGCCCAAUUCCCUCCGUGGGCCGUCUCCGCUGCUUUCCUCUUCAACCCCUUUACUGUCGCAACCUGUCUAGCUCGACCAACUAUCGUUUUCACCAAUACGGUCAUUCUUACAGCUAUCUCAAAAGCUGUCCAGGGUCAUGGCGCUGCUGCGGUGUUAGCCUUAGCUAUGAGCGCAUAUCUAUCGUUGUACCCAAUUCUUCUGCUUCCGCCGAUGAUACUGCUGAGCUACGAUGGGCUUAAGGUACCGAGUGGAGGCCUGGGCGUUUAUGCAGCUAAGAUGACGGGUGUAUUCAUAGCUGCUGCGGCAGGACUACUGGGACUAAGCUACCUAAUUACUGGUGGCAGCUGGGAGUUUUUAGCAUCGACCUAUGGGGUACAUCUCCUGCUACCAGACCUGACACCGAACGUAGGCCUGUGGUGGUAUUUCUUUAUUGAAAUGUUCGACAGCUUCCGUAACUUUUUUUUAUGCGUGUUUCAACUACACCUAGCGGUUUAUGUAGGCGGUCUAUGUAUACGACUCCGAAAACAACCUCUUUUCGUAAUCACAACCCUUCUCGGGAUCUUUAGCAUCUUCAAAUCGUACCCGUCGAUUGGCGACACAGCGCUUUAUCUAUCCCUCCUCGCUCUUUACCGCCAUAUCUUCCCCUUAAUGCGAUACGCCUUCUUCGCAACCUCGACCCUACUCUAUGCCACUCUUCUUGGUCCAGCAUUCUACUAUUUGUGGAUAUAUGCAGGCUCAGGUAAUGCAAACUUUUUCUACGCUAUUACACUCGUGUGGAGUCUUGCCGUCACGGUCAUUGUUACGGAUGCAUUAUUUGCGGUGUUGAGAGAUGAAUGGGAGACUGAGAGACCUGAGAUGAGGGGAAAGGAUGUAAUACGGAUAUAA
Molecule: messenger RNA, 1236 nt
Organism: Morchella importuna
Lineage: Eukaryota; Fungi; Ascomycota; Pezizomycetes; Pezizales; Morchellaceae
Exons: 4
Coding region: 1-1236 (411 amino acids)
Biological process (GO): attachment of GPI anchor to protein; protein localization to cell surface
Cellular component (GO): membrane; GPI-anchor transamidase complex
Source: RefSeq, a predicted model, not a curated record